UUCGUGGUCCUAGGGUGCUCGAAUAAUGUGAUGUCUGUUAAAAACUAAGUUUUAUUUUUGUUUUAAUAUAUAUAUUUGAUAUAUUUGAAAUGAUGUGAAUCCCAAAGUGUAUGUGAUGCAAAUGGCAUUACAAAACUUGUGGAUCGGUAAAAGUUUUGGCCACUAAAUCUGACUUGCAUGCAAAUGAAGCGAUCUCCAAAGCCAAAUAUACGCAAUUAUGUGCAAUUAAAUUGACAAUAAACCUUUUUCAAAUACGGUUUUUUUCCUUUCAACAAACGAGUAUAAAAAAAAAAAAAUGUUAUAAGUCAAGUUGCCGGUGCGAGCGAUACAAAGCAUUUGUUUUCAAUAGAGGCCUAAUUAUUUUGAACUCAACUAAAAUCUGGAUUCCUAUUGAUUGAUUUUAAAAUGAAGUUUAACCCAGCUAUGAAUCACGUAUACCUAAAUGAUGCCUUCAAGUCCUCCACCAUAUCCAUCAACUUAAACCUUCCAGAGCAAAGUACCAGUGACUGCAGUUUGGGAGGAGCAUUUCAGGAGUCCAAGGAGCUUGUACUGACAGAAGAUGGCCGAAAGGUGCCUCCAGCUGGGAGCCGAAGUAUUCUGGAUAGGUCGAGAGGCUGUUUCGAGAAUUGCAAGAGACGCCUAUUCAAUAAGAGGACGCUGCACAAGCGUCUGCCCAUUCUGCGCUGGCUUCCGGCGUACAGAAGCGAGGAUGCUAUUUGUGAUCUGGUGGCCGGCAUAAGCGUCGGACUCACAGUCAUUCCGCAGGCGCUAGCCUAUGCGGGAAUCGCAGGUCUUCCUGUGGCGUAUGGACUGUACUCUAGUUUCGCUGGAUGCUUCGUGUAUAUAUUCCUGGGCAGUUGUAAGGACGUGCCGCUGGGUCCUUCAGCUAUUGUUGCGCUGCUGACGUAUCAGGUGGCGCAGGGCUCCUGGCAGAAGUCGGUGUUACUUUGCCUUAUGUGCGGAGUUGUUGAGCUGCUAAUGGGCCUGUUUGGGUUGGGUUUUCUCAUAGACUUUGUUUCUGGGCCGGUGGCCUCAGGCUUCACCUCAGCCGUCUCGCUGAUUAUUCUAUCCUCACAAAUUCAGAAUGUGCUAGGCAUUAAGGCCAAUGGCAAUACCUUUGUGGAGGUCUGGAGGCAGGUGUUUAUCAACAUACAAGACUCCAGACCCACGGAUACCAUUCUGGGAAUCACGUGCAUAGUGGUUCUCCUGAUGCUGCGCAUGCUCUCCUCAUACCGCAUCGGACCUGCGCCGGAAGAGCAGCACUCGCGCUGUCAACGAUUUGCCAACAAGCUCUUCUGGAUUGUGGGCACGGCGCGCAACGCGAUCCUGGUCGUAGUCUGCUGCAUCAUGGGCUAUCUGCUGCACAGCGACCAGCAUGGCGCGCCUUUUCGCAUCGUAGGCGAGAUACCCCCGGGCCUGCCCAGUGUGCAGUGGCCACCCACGUCUCUAAGCGCCAACGAGACCGCAGACGGCAAUCCGCAGGGCUUCGUCGACAUGGUGCACAGCAUUGGCUCCGGGCUAAUAGUGAUUCCCCUGAUCUCCCUCAUGGAGAGUAUUGCAAUUGCAAAGGCUUUCGCUUUUGGCCAGCCCAUCGACGCCUCCCAGGAACUCAUUGCUAUCGGCACAGCCAAUAUACUGAACUCCUUUAUGCAAGGCUUCCCGGGCACCGGCGCACUUAGUCGUGGAGCUGUCAACAAUGCCAGCGGGGUCCGCACUCCACUGAGCAAUGUUUAUUCCGGAACCUUAGUCAUUAUAGCACUCCUGUUUCUUACGCCCUACUUCUACUUCAUUCCUAAAGCCACGCUGGCUGCAAUUAUAAUUGCCGCCGUCGUCUUCAUGAUCGAAAUCAAAGUAUUAAAGCCCAUCUGGCGUUCCAAAAGUAAGUAAACUAACUAUUCGAGUU
Molecule: messenger RNA, 1903 nt
Organism: Drosophila navojoa
Lineage: Eukaryota; Metazoa; Arthropoda; Insecta; Diptera; Drosophilidae
Gene: Esp
Product: Epidermal stripes and patches
Biological process (GO): transmembrane transport
Cellular component (GO): membrane
Source: RefSeq, a predicted model, not a curated record